UUGCCUUUUUUUUUUUUAAAGAAUUGUAGUAACCAUGGCAUCUCCCUCUUUAAGGUUAUGGUUGAGGGAAUUGGGGGGGAGGCUUUGUGCCUUGGGGGUUUUUGAACUUUAACCUCUGACAAAAGUAGCACGCAGGCACAUCAUUUCACAAACUGCUCACAAAGAUGACGAAAUCGUGUUUUAAUCGCUGCCAGCUUUCCCAGUAAACAUUAUUAGACUUCUGAAGCAGUCAGCGGCAGUCGUCGUCUUUUCCUUUCGGCUUGUCCCGUUAGGGUUUGCCACAGCGCGUCAUCUUUUUCCAUCUAAUCUUCCUCUCGAACACCCACUGUCCUCAUGUCUUCCCUCACAACAUCCGUCAAGCUUUUCUUUGGUCUUCCUUUUGCUCUCUCUUCCUUGGUACCUACCAAUUUCCUCACUCUCUCGCCUCUGAACAUGUCCAAACCAUCCAAGUCUGUACUCCCGAACUUCGUCUCCAAAACAUCCAACUUUGGCUGAGCUCAUUUCUAAUCCUAUCCAACCCCAACAUCCAUCAUUUCCGCUACCUCCAGUUUUGCUUCCUGACGUCGCUUCAGUGCCACCGUCUCUCAUCUGUACAUCAUGGCCGACCUCUCCACUUUUUUUUUAAUAAACUUUGCACUUCAUCCUAGCGGAUACUCUUCUGUCACAUAGAACACCAGACACCUUCCACUCGCUGUUCCGACCUGCUCUGACCCAUUUCUUCACUUCCUUACCACUCUCACCACCGUCAAAGCCGUCAAUGGCAGCGAGCGUUAGUUAGCUGUGCGCCAGCAAAGAGCAGAAAGCCUGAUGGUACUCACUAGCUUACAGUGGAUACUCCGAGAUUUAAAAAAAAAAAAAAAAAAAAAUCCACUGACCCCAAAAGAACUUGUGUAAAUCCAUUGAGAAAAUUUUGGGAGGGGUGUUGCGGCUUGACACGGGCGAGGCUGUGAUCAAGAUCGGCCGCCAGCAUCCGUCGGCGACGCUCUGCGUGAAAUUAAUCACAGCUGUGAUAGCGGAAAAGGGCAUUGCUAUCUGUUUGCGUUAAAUUUGGUGUUUAUAAUAACGACAACGUUCCAAUUUCUGGCAGCAUUUUGGCGGUAUUUUCAUUUAUAUUUUCACUUUGUUAAAAUUUCUCAGAGAAGCAUUCUGUUAACCACGGCAUUGUUAUAACGUAGGCAUACGUGCACAUAUGUUAGGGAGCGCUCUGCACGUUUUGCCCGUAUGCCCAAAGCCUCGGAGCGAAAAGAUGAACAUCGUGCCAGAGAAAUUGCUAAAAACCACGGGGUGGAAAAAAAAAAAAUGUUUCUGAUGGGCGUCACUUAAAAAAAAGUGUAAUCGUGCAAAUAGGAACGAAAAUGGUAUCAACAUGUCUCACCGACCACAUGCAAAAAGUGGACACUGUGCACUCUGUGUUUCGACAUGAUCGAUUAUGGAAGCCGAGGACCAAAAAAUAUCCAUGAGCAUAUCCAAACCAGGAAACACAGGUAAGUUGGACCGCAAAUUUCUCAAAUAUUUUAUUGACAACUGUUUAAUACGAUUAGGCCUAUCUGUGCCACUGGCCCUGUACAACACUCAUUUUAUUCCUCACUUGUAUAUUUCAUGAUCUUUCUCUCAUAUUUAUUUUAUAAACAAAUUGUGUGCAGAUUUCUGAAGUAUAACUUGUAAGUGCAGUAGCCUAUUUGAUAUAGAUUUCACUGUCUACAUUUUUAUGUCUGGCUAAGUUUGGACUCAUAUUUUAAGUUUUCAAAAUGUUAUGAUUGGCCUGUUAGAAGUAACUAGAGGUCACAAUUUAACAGUGUGAUUUAUUUCAAAAAUAUCUAAAAAUAUUCGUGCCAAAGGCAGACAUUUUCAGUGUUUUUCCAAAUUGCUCAUUCUCAUCCCUGACAAGGGGUGGGGUUUGAGAACAUUAUAUGGAAACCGACCCCCCCCCUCCCCAAAAUAGUCCUAGCGACGCCUCUGUUUGCCGUCAUCAGCUUUUUGCGUGGCUUGAAAGCAAAUAUGCAUCUUUCCGCUAGGUGGCAGCAUAAACUAAUCGAAGGGUUAAACUCACCACCUGUGAAAUGAGAGCAACUUGGACCUUGAGCACAAAUCUACAAAAAAAAAACAAAACAAAACAAAACGUUUUGUAGUUUUGUGUUGGGUGGAACAACACAGCAGGAAUGGAAUCUCAGCCUCCGGAAUCCAUACCCAAAAAAAUACAAUAAAACCUGAAAAAGUGAAACUGAGAGAUUUUGUGCCCAAAACUUCACUUUCUGUGAAGAUUUGAAACUGUCGGAAGAAAAAUCUUGGCAAAAAUUCAAAGUGCUUAUCUUUGGACAUUUUCCAGCUAGCUCUUUAAUUGAGAUGUAAAGCACAAUAAAUCUAUAACUACUUGAAUAUUCAGUUUUUAAGAAGUGAGUAAUGCAGCUCGAGAGACAGGCAAGGGCUUAUUACAAGUUAAUUACAUCAGUUGAAAUACCCCCCCCAAAUUAUCAGUCAUGUUGAUCCAAAGGAUAAUAAUAUUUAUUGCAACAACUGAUUUGUAGCCCUGCAGCAAGGUUACAUUGCAAUUCCAAUGCGUCGCGUGGAACCUGUUCCCGAUGUUGGUCCGCAACGCUCGGAGGCCUUCGCUUCUCCUGAAGACCCUCGUUGUUGUUUCUAGCCACCUGGUCCCCCUCCGGCGGGGUUUUGAACUUUUUCCUCUGUGUGUACGUGCAUGCACGCGCGUGUCUUUUCAUGACGCAUUAGCGGACUGGCAGGUAGUCGGAAUGUCGGGGGGCGGCGUCCCGCAUCCGGAGGGAUGGAAGCCGCGGGGCGCUCGGCGGAGAAGAAAGAAGAUGGAAGCCGGCUCGGAUUCAUUUUCAUGUAUCCAUCCAUCCAUCCAUUUUCUGCGCUGCUUAUCCUCGCAAGGGUCGCCAUAGUGCCGGAGCCAAUCCCAGCUCUCUAUGAACUGGUCGCCACCCAAUCGCAAGCCACAUACAGAUAAACAGGCCCACUCACAAUUACACCUACGGGCAAUUUAGAGUGUCCAAUUAAUAUUGCAUGUUUUUGGGAUGUGGGAAGGAAACUGCAGCGGCCACCCGGAGAAAACCCACGCAGGCACGGGGAGAGCAUGCAAACUCCACACAUGCGGGUCCGGGAUCGAACCCGGGACCUCCGAACUGUGAGGCCAACGCUUUCCAGACCAUGUGGGAACCAACAAUCCAGUGAAUGAGAACCAAGACAACACAGUGAUCUCACCUUCAGGAUAAAUUUCCAGCGUACCCAACCGUCAAAGAAAGAUCUCCAAACUGUCGGCAUGAGCGGCCUGGCGGGCAAGCUGGACCCCCGCCGGGUCCAAUGGGGCGCCACGUGGCACACCGUCACGUCCCGCUUCUUGAGAACCAAGCCCGUGGAGUCCAUGCUGGAUUCGGCCACGUCGGGCACGGGUCCGCACGGCACCCGGCUGGCCCGCGUGCUGUCCACGGUGGACCUGGUGUCCCUCGGGGUGGGCAGCUGCGUGGGCACCGGGAUGUACGUGGUGUCGGGCCUGGUGGCCAAAGAGAUGGCGGGUCCCGGCGUCAUCGUGUCCUUCAUCAUCGCCGCCGUGGCCUCCAUUUUGUCAGGGGUGUGUUACGCCGAGUUCGGCGUGCGCGUGCCAAAGACCACCGGCUCGGCUUACACGUACAGCUACGUGACGGUGGGCGAGUGCGUGGCUUUCUUCAUCGGCUGGAACCUGAUCCUGGAGUACCUGAUUGGCACGGCGGCGGGCGCCUCGGCGCUCAGCAGCAUGGCCGACUCGCUGGCCAACCACAGCAUCAGCGGCUUCAUGACGACGCACAUCGGGACGCUCAACGGCUUCGGUAAAGGAGAGCAGUCGUAUCCGGACCUGGUGGCGCUGCUCAUCGCGCUGCUGGUGACGGUGAUCGUGGCGCUGGGGGUGAAGAACUCGGUGGGCUUCAACAACGUGCUGAACGUCAUCAACCUGCUGGUGUGGCUCUUCAUGAUGGUGGCGGGCCUGUUCUUCGUCAACGGGGACAACUGGGACCACGGCCGCUUCCUGCCCUUCGGCUGGUCGGGGGUGAUGCAAGGCGCCGCCACCUGCUUCUACGCCUUCAUCGGCUUCGACAUCAUCGCCACGACGGGCGAGGAAGCCAAGAGCCCCAACACGUCCAUCCCGUACGCCAUCACCGCCUCGCUGGUCACGUGCCUCACGGCGUACGUGUCGGUGUCCGUCAUCCUGACCCUGAUGGUCCCGUCCGACGAGAUCGACGCCGACGCGCCGCUGAUGGAGAUGUUCGGCGCGCACGGCUGCAUGUUCGCCAAGUACAUCGUGGCGGUGGGCUCCAUCGCCGGGCUCACCGUCUCGCUGCUGGGUUCGCUCUUCCCCAUGCCGAGGGUCAUCUACGCCAUGGCGGGCGACGGCCUGCUCUUCAAGUUCUUGGCCCACGUGUCGUCCCACACGGAGACCCCCGCCGUGGCGUGCGUGGUUUCGGGCUUCCUGGCGGCGCUCUUGUCCCUCCUGGUCAGCCUCCGAGACCUCAUCGAGAUGAUGUCCAUCGGCACGCUGCUGGCCUACACUCUGGUGAGCCUGUGCGUGCUCCUGCUGCGUUACCAACCCGAGGGCGACAUCCACGGGUUUGUCAACUUCCUCUCGGAGGAGCAGAACGUCAAGCGGAAGGAAGGCGUCCUGGCCGAGUGCGAGAAAGACGGCCGCUCUCCGAGCCGCGAGGACGCCGACGAGCCCACCAACACGUGCGGCGCCAAGAACCUGCCGUCGCUGGGCGACAACGAGAUGCUGAUCGGCAAGCCCGACAAGAACGCCUACGCCGCCGGGCACCCCAACUACGGCACCGUCGACAUGAGCAGCGGCAUCGAGGCCGAGGAGUCGGAGGGCGGCGUGACGCGCCGGCUCAAGAAACUGCUGGGGCCCCGCUACUACACCCUGAGGAUUCGACUGGGACUGCCGGGGAAGAUGGACCGGCCCACCGUUGCCACGGGGAAGACGGUCACCGUCUGCGUGCUGCUGCUCUUCGUCUUCAUGUUCGCUUUCUGCUCCUUCAUCAUAUUUGGCGCGAGCGGCAUCGCGGCCGGUCGCUGGUGGGCCCUGCUCCUCGUCGUCCUGCUGCCGGCGGUCCUGGCCCUGCUGGUGGGCGUCAUCCUGCAGCAGCCCGAGAACCCCAAGCGGCUGCCCUACAUGGCGCCCUGCGUGCCCUUCGUGCCCGCCUCCGCCAUGCUGGUCAACAUCUACCUCAUGCUCAAGCUGUCCGCCAUCACCUGGAUACGAUUCUCCGUUUGGUGUCUCGUGGGCGUGCUGAUCUACUUCGGCUACGGCAUGUGGAACAGCACCCUGGAGAUCACGGCCCGCGAGAACGAGGCGCACGCCUCCACCUACCGACGCUACGACCAAGGCGUGGACGAGGGCUUCUGCGGCUUCGACGACGACUUCUACCCGCCGCCCGAAGUCACGUCGCCGGGCGCGGCGGGCAGAGCCCCGCGGGCGCGGCCGGAGAGCGACGGGACGCCCGUUCGGAGGCCGGCAGCCGCCCCGGAUGAGGAGGAGGACCCCGUGGAUUUCUGACCUUUCCCCGCCACCCCCCUCCCUUUUUAUUUCCCGCUACCGUCAUGAGCGUUGGGCGGGUGAGCGGUUGCCGGGCACGCGUGCAUGCUAGCAUGUGGGUGGGUUGCUGUUUGUGUAUGCGAGCUGCGUGGGCAAAAUCCCCCCCCCCCCCCGCUGCCUUGCUCGCGGUUUCGGCCCCCGAUAGCAAAAUGCGGACGUAGCGGGAGGAGAUAAGCGGCCGGGCGCGAUGCAACGCCGCGGAUCGCGGCGUUCGACAAGUCGGCACGUCUUUUUAUCGGAAGAAAUAUGUUCAUAAAAAUUCAUUAAAAAAAAAAUGUCACACGCAGGGCUGGGCAAAUUUUUGCUCAAGUGGCCAUAUUUGAUUGGCAAAUUGGAGUCAUUUGGAAAAAAAAAUAGCUCAGGUUUGUUAUUUAUUGUAUAUUUACACUUCAGAAAAUUAUAAUUAAUUCACCAAUUUAAGCCAUAAAUUACAAUAAAUCAAUUGACAAAUGAUUUCAUGACAUCAGUGAAAACAAAAAUAAAAACAUGUUAAUUAUUACAUAAUUGAACAGUUUUGUGAAUAAGGUAUUUCAUUUUCAUUAUUUUGUUUUAUUUAGAUUUCAUGAAAUUUGAACAAGUUAACCAAAUAUUUGAUGCAGAAAUGUUGUGUAUUUGUAAAAUGUUUUUGUUUUAUUAGAUAUAAUCAUAUCAAUUCAUGGGAACUAAAAUUGUUUUUAAAUAUUUAUAAAUUUAAGUACAAUGAAGAAAUUAUUUGAUUUAAAUAAAUGUAUUUUUCACUGUCGUUCAACAUUCAGGUGAUUAAAAUAUUUAAAAUAAACCGCUAAACUAUUUAAGAGAUAUGAAUGAAUAAAAUCAAUCAAUGCAAAUAAAUUGAUACAUUUUAAUCGAUUCAAAGAAAAAAUGAUGGAUACUCCUUUUUAUUUAUUUAUGAUGAAUGAAUUAAAUUAUAUUUAAAUUAAAAAUCAUUUACUUAUCGUAUCAUAUUUUGAUCAUUUACAAUAAAUUGCUGAACCAAUGAUUUAAUUCAACGUUUUAAUGUUUUGCUGGCGUUUCUCAUGCAUUUCAUGUUGGAAAAUCGAAUGGAAAGAUGACGCUGGCAGGAAAGGGCAAAAGAAAGGUGAGAAAUAUUCCAGGAUUCUUUAUGUUAGCAAUUUCAUUUCAGGAAUAUUUUGCCCAGCCCUGCUUCAUCCCAAACGCGCCGAAAGCGUCGACCUUCUCACACUUCCGCACUCGGACUUUAGCCCGCGAUCCUCCCUUCGCGUUCCGCGUCGGGAGCUUUUCUUUGUCCUUCGCCGUCGCUCGGCGUUCGAUCCCGUUUCGUCGGGUGCGCCGACGUUUGUUGCGUUCUGCAUGUCGCGCUCGCUUCCUGUCGAAAGUGAAGGCGAGGUUUUAUCGGAAAAACUAGAUGUCCCGGUUUUUGGGUUUCUUCCCGGUCUUUUGUGUGCGUGUGCAUGCCUUUUGCGAGAUACUCUGCACUUCUCGAUCCUUCCCGGUUGCAUUUUUUUUUUUUUUGCAUCUCCGCCUCUUCAACUCUUUCAUGCGGGAUUAUAAAUCUCGAUUAUGACCCGACAAGUCGGCACUGCCUUCAGGUAUCGUCGUGAAUUGCUAAACCGCAAACUCUCUGGGGUUUUAGUCCGAGAAUUGACUCCGCUACUUGGCGCUGUUGAACUUUUACUGCGGUCAUGACGUCGUAAUUGCCGUCGAUAUUUUUGUGAAAACACUUCAAGGCCAAUAAUUAAAAUCUACGGCGCUGCCUUGAGAUACGAGUGACUCAACUCGAGAUCCGUUUUUCGUUCGGGUGAUUUUUCGCUUGGCUGAAGCUAAUCUCAAGAUCGCUUCUCGACAAUUCAAAACGUUUUGCCUCGAGGUACACUAGCUUAAUCCUAACACAUCAUCGGAAAUGACAUGGAAAGAAGGAGCGGAACAAUUUUCAUUGAGCUGAAAAAUCUGUGACAAAACUUUACUUGGUUCUUUUUAUUUAACUACAUCACGAUGUUUUCACAAUUUUAUUUUCUAUUUAAAGCAGAUAUUUUGUUCUUUUUUGGGGUUGGAGAGGCCGGAACGGAUUAGCGACAUUUCCAUUCAUUUCAGUGGCCAAAGACGAUUUGAAUGUUUUGACGUACAAGCACGGCCACGGAACGGAUUAAGCUCGUAUCUCGAGGCACCGUGACACGGCAGUGUGCAUCUAAAGGAGCUACGGUGGCAACGAGGGGUCAAAAAGGUUCCGAACGCAGCAACAAUGUUGAAAGAAAAAAAAAACAAUUGUGCAUGCUCGUAGCGAUUUGAUACCUUUAUCUUUAACCCCCCCACCUUGACCUUUGCACAUUCGAGUGCAAAAUUCAAUCAUACGUCGCUAAAGCUAAUGCUAACAAAUUUGGAGAAUGUACAGUACUAACUCAAAGUUGGAGAUUCGGCUGAUUUUUUUUUUCUUUUUUUUUUUUCUUAUUUUGGCUUUAUGUUCACUUUUUUUUUGGGGGGGGGGGCGUCAGCGGUCCCUGCAAUUCGUCCCCGUGCGUCCGUCUUUGCUGCAUCCGUUCCCUUUUCUCAAGGUGAAGCCUUAUUUGUCGAACGCACUAAAUCGAAGGAUGCCACGCCGACCACCCCCACCCCCCCCCCUCGCCUUAACCUCCGCUCACAUCUCACGGCGGUCCGAAUCCCCCCUCGUCCCCCCCACCCCCCAUUUCACACAGGGUUGAAAACGGACAACGAGACGCUUCACUUUCACUCCACCCGCGUACCUUAAU
Messenger RNA from Syngnathoides biaculeatus (alligator pipefish), 8283 nucleotides. It is a transcript of the gene slc7a14a, whose product is annotated as solute carrier family 7 member 14a. Lineage: Eukaryota; Metazoa; Chordata; Actinopteri; Syngnathiformes; Syngnathidae. Gene Ontology annotation, biological process: amino acid transport; transmembrane transport. Gene Ontology annotation, molecular function: amino acid transmembrane transporter activity. Bases 3278 to 5539 code for a protein of 753 amino acids. The record is from RefSeq and is a predicted model, not a curated record. The transcript has 11 exons. Gene Ontology annotation, cellular component: plasma membrane.